Molecule: messenger RNA, 2340 nt
Organism: Saccoglossus kowalevskii
Lineage: Eukaryota; Metazoa; Hemichordata; Enteropneusta; Harrimaniidae
Product: metal transporter CNNM2-like
Biological process (GO): transport; magnesium ion homeostasis
Cellular component (GO): plasma membrane
Molecular function (GO): transmembrane transporter activity
Source: RefSeq, a predicted model, not a curated record
UUCAGUUGUCCGCUGAUGAUACAAGUGAAAAAACUGCAUUGGUAUAUGAAGUAGUGUUACCUUUGCCGUUAAAUAAAAAUAUAUUCGCCAUUUGUCUCAAAGACGCCGGCGAUGGUAGUGUGUGGGUACACCAAGGCAUGGAGCCUUGGAACUCUGUGAAGUCGACCAAUCCACCGGAACCUUUCCUACCUAUUUGGGCUCACCUGCUACUGCUCGUUCUCUUACUGUGUAUGUCUGGUCUGUUCAGUGGUCUUAAUUUAGGUCUCAUGGCAUUAGACCCAACGGAACUUAAAAUUGUUGUUAAUUGUGGCACUCCGAAAGAAAAACGAUACGCCAAAGCCAUAUCACCCAUACGAAAACAUGGCAAUUAUUUACUAUGUUCCCUUCUGCUAGGCAAUGUCUUGGUGAACAGUUCUAUUGCUAUUUUAUUAGAUGACUUGUCAUCUGGUAUAUGGGCUCUACUUGGUUCAACCAUUGGUAUUGUAAUCUUUGGUGAAAUUGUCCCCCAGUCCAUUUGUUCACGUCAUGGUCUGGCUGUAGGUGCCAGGACGGUGUUUCUAACAAAAUUAUUCAUGAUUUUAACUUUUCCACUAUCCUUUCCAAUAAGCAAACUUCUUGACUGUAUUUUGGGUCAAGAAAUAGGAACAGUGUAUAACAAAGAACGCUUGUUAGAGUUAUUGAGAGUGACAGCACAGUAUGCUGAUUUCGAAAAAGGCGAAGUGGAUAUAAUAUCUGGGGCACUGGAAUUGAAAUCUAAAUGUGUGUCUGAAGUGAUGACAUCCAUCGAUGAUUGCUACAUGAUAGACUACAGUGCGGUGCUGGAUUUUAACACCAUGUCUGACAUAAUGAGCAAAGGAUUCACCCGAAUACCCGUUUAUAUGGGAGAGCGUUCCAAUAUCGUAGCAUUGUUGUUUGUCAAAGAUUUGGCUUUUGUGGAUCCUGAUGACUGUACUCCUCUGAAAACUGUGUGUAAAUUCUAUAACCAUCCUAUUAAUUUUGUCUUUGGAGAUACUACCUUAGAUGUCAUGUUAGAAGAAUUCAAAAAAGGUCAGUGUCACAUGGCCUUUGUGAAUCGUGUAAAUAGUGAAGGUGAUGGAGAUCCUUUCUACGAAGUACUCGGUAUUGUUACAUUGGAAGAUGUUAUAGAAGAAAUCAUCAAAUCGGAAAUUGUAGAUGAAACUGAUAUCUACUUGGACAAUAAGAGUAAAAAGCGUAUCGCCAAGAGUGCAGUCCAUGACUUCUCCAUAUUCCAACCACCGGUGGAGCAAAACAAGCCGAAAAUAUCACCACAACUGACCCUUGCUGUGUUUCAGUUCUUGUCUUCAGCAAUUGAAGCUUUUAAAGCAGAUUUAAUCUCUGAGAAUAUUUUACGGCGUCUACUUACACAAGAUGUGAUCGUAGAAGUCAAAUAUGACUCUUUCAAGGAGGAAAUUGAGAAAACCAGCAAACAUCAACCAUCACAGUAUCUGUACCAGAAAGGAAAACCUGUGGAUUAUUUUGUGUUAAUAUUAACUGGCAAAGUAGAAGUGAAUGUUGGUAAAGAACAACUCAUAUUCGAACAAGGACCUUUUUCCCAUUUUGGUCAACAAGCUCUCCAUGCUCAAGGUAUUCAGUCGAUAUCAAGUCGUGGCAGCCUUCAAAGUAUCCAAAGCAAUCCAGGAAGUGCUCCUAGUGUGCAUUAUGUACCUGAUUAUUCUGUCUUGAUCAAGUCUGAUAUGCAGUAUCUGAAGAUACGUAAAAAUAUGUAUCUAGCAGCGAGACGGGCUACACAGAUGGAACAUCAGCUCAGUCAUAAUACCAGCACCGCUAACCAUGGACACUAUGCUGAGGACUUCUUUACUAAAGAAUGGAAUAGAGCUUUAGAUGGCGGGUCACAGACAACUUUGAAUGUUGAUUGUGGAGAUACCGCUAGUCACGUAUCGGAGUUGAACACAUUGAACACCAACGACGCUGAACAGCAGCAGGCGUUGUUGCCAGACGCUGCUACUUUACCAAAUCAACAGGAAGGCAGCAUAUGACAGUAACUACAAGGUCAACAUGGUGAAGUCUCCCUCUCUACUUGUAAAAAGAGAUUCCUAAUUAUUAAAAGCUAACAUAUGUAUAUAUAUGCACAUCUAACUUUUCAGUAUACCUCAUAGAAGUGAAUCUAUGUAUGUACAUAUAUACAUAACACAAAAUAAACGAUUUUGUCGCUCACUGCGAGAUCCUGCAUUAUGCGUGAAAUCAAACAGGACAAACACAGGUCAUAGCAUCUUAGUUGUGUCAAAACAUUGCGUAGGUUUCUACAAAAGAGAAACUAUUUUACGAGUCUUGUCAUGCUUAAUAAUGUGCUACACACUU